AUGGCAAGUAAACCCCAAGAUCUUGAGGAGGAUGAGGAGGAAGAGGCACCAGAGUCAAAAGAGGCAGAUUUCAACACUCCACAUUCAGAGAGCACCUAUGGAACUGAAAGCCCAGAGGCAUGUGGGGGUGGCCAUCCCACUCCUGAAGAUGAAAACAUGACACAUUGUCACUCAGUGAAAAGUGAACAACUUGAUCCCCAGCAUCUGGUUACCUGCACGUUCUCAGUAUCACUGGCUGUCCCACUCGUACUUCCAACAAAUAAACCUUGGACUAGACAUGACAUUCAAUCAACAAUGUCUAAAGUAAGAGAAGGAUCUAUUCCAAAAAUGCAUCGUUUUUAUCAUAUGGAGUAUUUUCUUCUACCAGAUGAUAUUGAUCCUCGGAAAUUAGAUUUGGUAUUAUUUGGUCCAUUGGCUAAACUAUAUCUGGAAACUGAAUCUAAGGUUGUGAAACCGUGGCUUGAAAAUAACCAAAUAUGGGUGUCAUGGAAUCAUAGCAUUGAAAUUAAUGUUACCAACGACUUUCUAAUAAAGCUAAGAGAUCACAAUAUAAAGUUGAGAUUAUGGGAUGUCAAGGAAAAGGUUUGUGCAAAAGCCAGGUUCAGUAAACAAAAGAGUAAUGUACCAUAUUCGGAUCAAGGAGAUAUUGAAGGUGCGGUAAAGCGUACGGUUUUGUAUCAAAGAGACUUCUUAGAACGAAGUAUGCCCAAACCCAGCUACACAAAAGUUAGAGCAGCAGAAGUAGUCAGUGUGCGAGAGAAGUCAGCAGUCAGCAUUUCACCAGGCCCUCCUAUUUCAUCUGCAAGCAAGCUCCGGGAAGACAAAAGGAAAUCUAUUGAUCAAAAAACCUCUCGUAGAACUAGUGCUCCCCAGUCUCCCACAAAAGCUGAAGACCUUAGCUGUUCACUGAGUGCAAUCAGUAUUUCUGGGAGUAUACCCUCUUCGCUUAAAGAAAAAACGAUACAGGAGGCCAAAAUUAUAAAGCAGAAACACUAUCAGAAGCCUUCUGAUAAAACGCCAAACACAAUGAAGUCCGAUUUGAAGAAAUUAUCAAAUAUUUUGGAGAACGAGGAAUCUUUAGGUGGAGUUAUGCUACAGUUAACGGGAAAGAAGAAAAUUCCUCAAAAAAGUGUUCCCUCUAAAGUAGAAAAAAAACAGACACCAAGCCCACGCAAACUGUCUGCUAAAGAAGCUAAUGCGUUAUUAGUACAGGCGAGAAAGUUCGGAAUAGCAUCUUUACAGCUGAACUUGAUGCCCCUCCUGUCAGGAGAACAUUAUGUGGUCAGUCGACUGGGAGAGAAAUCCCUUAAACUUUACGAUGCAUACCUAAGCUUUUCUGUUGAUGAACCUCUCAUGAGUGAGAAACAAAAACGGGAAUUAAACCCACUGAUUAUUAGGAUUAAAUCUGCAAGAAGCUUACCAGCCACACCUGUUCCAAUUGAAGUGCUGCAGAGUUCAUGUGUUCCUGUUUACUGCAAAUACAAAUUUCAGAAUAUGUCUCCCCAUCAAACACAAGGACGAGACCAUGGGACUGAAGUCUUCUUUGAGGAUACCAAUGUGAUUCUCGCAGGAAUAAUCAAGCCUGGAGAAUUGAGUGAAUAUCUCAGAGGGCCACCAAUGGAAGUUGAAGUUCAUGACCGGGACAAGAAAAAGGAAGAGAUCAAGAUAAAGCCUUCUUUGUUUGGAGAGGAGCCAGGGGACAACAAGCUAAGUCAUUUGAGUGCUGUCACUUCUAGAUACAUGCUCCAGAAUCCCAUUAACAUGGAGGAAAUGUGGCAUCCCUAUGGAGUGGCUAAAAUCAGCCUGGCCAAUUUGUUGCUUGGUGAAAAGACCUUGAAUUUAUCUGUACCAAUUCAUAACUGCUCAGUUCAAGACACAGUUGUCUCUCAGGGGGAAAACAUCACUCAGAAGGCUAGGGGAGCUGAUGGCUCUCAAAUUGUUCAGCUACCAAUGGGACAUUAUGUAAACUCCGAGUCCUGUCUUAAGGUGAGAGUUGAAAUAAGUGUGCCAUUAGGUCCUCCAGAUGAAUUGGAUGACUCCGAAACCACUCAUAGCCCCUAUGGCUGCAUCAUCUAUAUUUUUGACUAUAAGAAUACAUCACUCUGGAGUUAUUUGCUGCGAGAGAUUACAGAAAUUAAUGCGGAAGCUCUUUCCCUUGAUUCUUAUCCCCUACAUAUAAUUCAGAAAUCUCUUAAUACUUUAAAACUGAACCACAAGCUUACUGCAGAGGAGAUUGCUCAGCUGGACAUUAUUACUGGAUUUCACAUACUGGAUGGAUCCAUUCACCUCCUUAUUUUGGAAGGCUUAAAGAACAAAGCACUUAAGAGGAUGUUCAAUAAAAGAAUAGAUAGGAUACAUGAAACUAAAACUGGAAGAUUACAAAUAUUCUAUAACUCACAUCUGUCUUUUCAUCAGCGCCUGUAUGUAGACCUUGAAGCUGUCAUUUUUCAUAUCCGUCUCUGCAAGCCACUCUCUAGUAUCAUGAAGCAGCCUUUGCUCUAUAUCAGGGACAUGGUUCCCCAGCCAUGUUUCGAAGCUCUGACCAGGCUUGAUUACAUUUGCUGCAGUAAGAAGUUGAGGGAUGUGGUCCAUUACAAUCUCUUGCCCUCUGCAGAAAUGAUCACAACGUUGAGUCAAGAGUUUGGGGUUCCCUUGACUAAAGAUGACCUGUUUAUUCAGGAACAGCCAGAGAUCUCAGAGGCAUAUGAUACACCAACCGAGUAUUUUCCCAUGAAACGAUAUAAACAUUGCCAAAUUGAUAAUUACAAUGAUGAAUACAUAGUGAGAAAAAGGGAAAUGGAACUCCAGAUACCAGAAGACUACAUCCAGUCUAAUAUUGAGAAUGUAAAACUGCUUAACAAGAUGGUGAAAAGGGAAGUCCCGAGAACCAUCAGGGCUUUCCCUUCUGAUGGCAAGUCCAUCUUUAACUACAGUAUUCAGACCUUGAAUUCUGCGGAAAUUGCAAAGAAGCUACUUCGUCAGGAGAUGGCACAGGUGCCAGACAAGAGGUUUGCUUAUUGUGAUGAAUAUCUGUCAGGCAUGUUUGACCCAGUGGAUGAGGACAGGGCACUGAAGGAAUCCACUGAGCAAUCAAAGAAGUUGUGGCUGUCACCAGAAGGGUUUGCAUAUCCUGGAUUUAAGAGCAGCAUAGAAUGCAACAUGCAUCCUCGUAUGCCUGAUGAAGCUCGACUAAUAGAGCUACAAGAGAAAUGGCAGGAGAACUUUCUACAUGCUACCAGCAUGAAGCCAGUGCUUGACCGGGACUCGUGGCGGGGGGACAAGCAGAAGGUUGAUUUUCAGCUUUACAAAAAACCGCCGUGCGUCUUCGUAGCCCAUGACAUGUAUAGAGAAGGUACGUACUACCAUCCGUGCUCUUCCAGGGUAGUUCUAGAUAAUGGAGAAGUGGUGCAAAUCAGGUAUAAGACUAAGGGAAAUGUGUAUUGGUCAGAGCUACUUGGCCUGGGUUACUUGUUUUAA
Messenger RNA from Elgaria multicarinata webbii, 3477 nucleotides. RefSeq names its product cilia and flagella associated protein 92 (putative) (gene CFAP92). The record is from RefSeq and is a predicted model, not a curated record. NCBI's taxonomy places the organism in Eukaryota, Metazoa, Chordata, Lepidosauria, Squamata, Anguidae. The transcript is spliced from 14 exons. The coding region runs from base 1 to 3477 and encodes 1158 amino acids.